This is a messenger RNA of Hydractinia symbiolongicarpus, 2299 nucleotides long. RefSeq lists its product as uncharacterized. The coding region runs from base 24 to 1079 and encodes 351 amino acids. The record is from RefSeq and is a predicted model, not a curated record. Gene Ontology annotation, molecular function: transmembrane transporter activity. The transcript has 2 exons. NCBI's taxonomy places the organism in Eukaryota, Metazoa, Cnidaria, Hydrozoa, Anthoathecata, Hydractiniidae. Gene Ontology annotation, cellular component: membrane.
UAUAUUUUUUUCUGGGAAUUAAAAUGGCGUCAAAGUCACGAGUUACAUUCGUUCUUGUUUUGAUUGCAUUAACCCUUGUUCAAAUGGGUUUUGGGGCUUACGGUGUUAUCGUCACUAAGUUUGCCAAAGGGAACGAUUUUGAUCCUUUGGUAUUUAGUCUUUAUCGUGAUGGCUGUUGUUUUCCUGUUCUCUUUCUUGCAGCAUACGUUGCGGAAAAAAAGAUCAGUUACCCAAAACUAAGAGAGCUUCCACUUUUUGUUGCAAUGGGCUUUUUUGGAAUGUUUGCAAACCAACUCAUGUAUAUUCUGGGUGUGUACAACACUUCAGCUGAUAUUGCAUCAAUGUUCCAACCGCUUGCUGCAUGUUGGACUGUUAUAGUAGCAGUUGCUGCAAGAGUUGAGAAGUUUCCUAACCUAAGUACAGUAUUAGGAGCCAGUAAGGUGAUUGGUAUCAUCGUUGCAACUGCAGGUGCCGUUCUUAUGAAUUUUGGAAAAAGUGCUAAACAUAACGACACUUCAAACAAGUAUGUGUCACGUAGUUCGUCUCUAUUUGGCUAUUCUGCGCUGGUUAUAAAUACUUUUUCAGUUGGAAUCUAUGUCGUUCUACAAAAGAAAUACAUUUUUUCUGUUGCGACAUCGAGAUGGAAAACGUGCCCUAUAGGUGUCACAGCAUGGGCGUAUCUAUUUGGAUUUAUAUCAAUGGGAUUUGCGUCAUUAUAUUAUAUAAGGCAACCUGAGAAAUUUUAUCUUCAAGCAAACGGUGUUAUUUAUACAUUGAUAUAUGCUGUGUUUAUUGCGUCUGCCAUGUGUUACAUGCUGAUCACUUGGUGUAAUAUGCUUGUCAGCUCCACCCUGGUGGCUGCAUCGUGGCCACUACAAGUAUUUUUUUGUAUCAUAUUGUCGUACUUCAUAUUAGGUGAGACCUUAUCUGUUUUGGAAAUCAUUGGAGGUUUGAUGAUUAUUUUUGCAAUGUUGGCGGUGGUUUGGUCAAAUUAUCAGACAGAGCUUUUAAAUUCAAACAGACCGGAACAGAAAAUCUUGAAUCCUCGUACUGAAGGAUAUGAUAAACUAACAUCCUAGAUUUUAAUAAAAAAAUAACAAUAACAUAUAACAUAGAUGUAAUUUUUACAAUUCAGAUAAUUUUUAGAUUAUAUUGCAUAAAAUUCAUGAAGUCGAAUUCAUAUUAAUAAAAUUUUCAUGCACAUUUUUUAUUAAAAAAAGUUAAACUGAGCUGAGGCUGGAUGUGCUUAUUUUUUUAACGUUUGCGCAGCCUCAAAUAUUCUUGUUUGUGUUUUUCCUAAAAAUAGGGAACAUAUGGAUUGUUUUUAGGAUUUAAAUAAAUAGAGGUUGAAAUAUUAGGAAGAGGAACUAUAUUUUAUAUAGUUGUUUAUUAGCAUAUAUGUAUAAUUCUAGGCUGAAAAUUAUUUUGUUCUUUUGAAGAAAUUCUUGCUAGGUUCGUUCUUAAUUAAGGUCGGAAAAAUAGUGUGUAUGAAAUUAAAAAUUAUAGUUAUGUUAAUUAUAUACAAAAGUUCGAAUUAAAUUAUAAAGAAUUAAUGUUAAACCUAAAUAUUUUACUUCCAAUGAGCGAUUGGAACGGUCCAACAUAUAUUUUAAACUGUACUUUAAAAAACAGAUAUUCCGUCUCGAAAUAUGUGUGUUUGCUUUAGGGUCGCGCAGAAACCUUGAUUUUAGAUCUCCGUUAGAUAUAAAAACGAUGACGGGGAAUAUUUGCCUAAAAAAGUGGCUCAAAUGUUCAAAAUUUUCCUGAACUACCUUUAUUCGUACAAAUUUUACGCGUUUGUACAAAAAAGUUAAUUGAUGCGAAAAAUUUAGACUAAAAUUACGCUCAAAACGAUUUUGGCGAAAAUUUACUCUUUUUAUUUCAAGAAACAGAAUUUCAUCAAAGUUUCUUUCACACACCCUUUUUAUGAUUCCGAACGAAAACAACUAAAAACAAGAUAUUCUAUAUUUCACAAAAACCCUUUUCCCCCUCAAAAAAACAAAAAAAAAAUUAGUACGAAUAAUAUAACUUAAGGGGUGAAAAUUUGGUGGAGGAAAUUUAGUAAGGCUGUAAACGAUCAUAUUGCCUUUAGAGACUAGAAGGAAUAGAGCAAUGGGCACCCGCCUGUGUGCGUGAAACCACGUAAUCUUAAAUUUCAAAUAUUUGAUAACAGGCCGAUUUGUGUUUCAACUGGUAAUUUAAACUUUUAAAUGAAUAACUUUUUAUAUGUUAUUAAUAUUGUUAUUGUUGUAUGAAUAAAAAGAAAAAUAUAUAAUGGCUGCCUCACAGUCCCGUUCAA